This is a messenger RNA of Pleurotus ostreatus (oyster mushroom), 1380 nucleotides long. RefSeq lists its product as uncharacterized. The record is from RefSeq and is a predicted model, not a curated record. The coding region runs from base 1 to 1380 and encodes 459 amino acids. Lineage: Eukaryota; Fungi; Basidiomycota; Agaricomycetes; Agaricales; Pleurotaceae. The transcript has 4 exons.
AUGUCCCACCCAAAACUGUUGCCCGAAAUGCUGCCCCAUCAGCGCGCGCUCAUUGAUACCAGUUUUGAAGAGGGCCAGUAUGAAUCCGGUCUCAUUGCAUUUGACCAACUGCGUGUUGCUGCGAAAUGUUACCCUUCACCUGCACUCGUUUCUCAAGUACUGUAUCUAGCGCUUUAUACACCCCCACCGAACGAGCAAAAAGUCACAGAACCAGGAUCUCCAAGUAAGAUGGCAUCUCGACAACAAAGACUCGCCCACAUGCCCACACAAGCCGCAUCAUCCGCUGCUCAGCGGUUGCUUAUGUCACUGAUCACCUCUACCCCUCCGGAAAUCUUGCUGCGAGGACUGCCUUCUUACUCACCGCCAGGUGGUACAGUGCUCAACGAAGAAGCCGAUUCAUACGUAGCAAAGGAAGCUAGAUGCAUUCGGCAAGCUAAAGAUUGUUGGUCCAUCCUAAAGGAGGGAUUUAUUCACGAGACCGCCGCCGCACCUAUCAAAACUCGUUGGCAAAGGCGGCAAUCCCACGACGACCAGGACGCAGCUCACGCGCAAUCUCCUCUUAUAGUUGCUGAGAAUGCUUGGCCCGUGCUGGAAUGGCUCGUCCGACUGUUUCAGGAAGAUGAACUGCGACAUAAUGGUCAUUCCCCUCUGCUUCUUUCCGAGAUCCCCUUGCCACGCGAUAAUACCGGAGCAAGAUGGGAGACCGAUGCCGCCCUGGAUAUAGUCUUCUACUCUCUCUCGCAAACGAGUGAACGACGCCGACACUGCGGCAUUCAACUCUUAACAAUGCUGAUUCGGCUGUGGGCUGCCCGGCACUUGGAUACGCAUAUGUUCAUUGCCUCGGUCUAUAAACGAGUCUCCACAUGUCAGGGGAUCCAGUUACUCGCGCUGUUGGACAAUCUAGGGGCUGUCCCUUCGACGAUGGAAUUCCGAAUCACAAUCUGUCAGAAACUUUUAUCUGAUAUGAGCUUGGAUUCUUCCACUCGUGGCAGACCGAGACCGCAGGCACGCACCCAGCCUCGCGCUAUUCGAGGUGCUCAAAGGAGCCAAACCAUUGUUGAUGCGCCCUCUUCCCCGGCGGCCGGGCCGCCGUCAAGCAUUUUACCCUCGAUGACCAUCCUUCACCUUUUGAGGGACGAAUCUUACACUACGACCGAAGAGCGCCCCAAAUCAUUGAUUGCCCACGUCAAGUUUCACCUACUGAUGGCCUACGGAGCUUACCAAUACGGGCUCAAACCAGCCGACAUUCCUUGGACUCAAGCAUUGCGAUCUGGUGAAAUCCUGGAAACAAUUAACAAUGUCUUCGACCGACUCGGAGACGCUAACGUUCUUGGGGAUACGCUGAAGAUUCACGUAUCCCAAUGGAUCACUGAUAUUUAG